CUUGUGCACUGUCCUUCACCUCCUUCCUAAAAGUUUCACCGGGCGGUCGCUGUGUUUAUGUCCAUACUUGGGUUUUGGCCUCAGCUGUGUACGAUUGGCUCCUUGUCUCUAUAUAAAAGCGCUCUAAGCCCCCACAGAGCUCCCCUCUAUUCACAAGAUCCAUAACCUCGCCAAUAUGUCUUCUGAAUCCGAAACCCAGGCCCCUUCACAGUCUGUUGGUCCUGAAUACCGUCCAGCUACCCAGAAACCAACUGCAACGGUCUCCACUGCCCUCGACCAUGAGAAUGUUCAUAUUCUUGCGCAGACGCCGCAGCUGAUAGCGCUGCUAACCAUGAUUCGAGACAAGGACACUGGGCGUGCCGACUUUAUUUUCUAUUCCAAUCGUAUAAUACGAUUACUUGUUGAAGAGGGCCUCAACCAUCUCCCGGUAGUUGAGCACACGAUCACUACCCCAGUGGGGCGGAAUUACUCUGGCGUGAAAUUUGAGGGCAAGAUAUGUGGGGUCUCUAUCAUGCGGGCUGGCGAGUCUAUGGAGCAAGGUCUACGAGAUUGCUGCAGGUCUGUGAGGAUUGGAAAGAUCCUCAUUCAGCGCGAUGAGGAGACCUCCAAACCGAAAUUGUAUUAUGAUAAGCUCCCCGAAGACAUUGCCGAGCGAUGGGUUCUCCUCCUCGAUCCUAUGCUGGCCACAGGUGGAUCUGCCCUCAUGGCAGUGGAUGUUCUCAAGUCACGAGGGGUACCGGAAGACCACAUUCUCUUCCUCAACCUGAUCGCCAGCCCAGAAGGAGCAAAGAACUUUGCCAAAAGGUUCCCCAAAGUUCGAGUGGUGACAGCCUUUGUGGAUAUGGGGUUGGACGCGAAGAACUACAUCGUCCCUGGCCUCGGAGAUUUUGGUGACCGCUUCUAUACCAUGUAAAGCGAUCUAGGGCCGAGGGACAUCUCGAUUCCCGGAUGUAUGGAUGUUGGCCAUUUAUGUCAAAGCCUAAAGACAUAAGUUGAAUGAGUAAAUACCAGAUAGAUAUCUUGGAAUUCGGUGUGGGGAAGUCGCUGCCAGUGCAGUCGGCAUAACAAUG
Molecule: messenger RNA, 1070 nt
Organism: Lindgomyces ingoldianus
Lineage: Eukaryota; Fungi; Ascomycota; Dothideomycetes; Pleosporales; Lindgomycetaceae
Product: PRTase-like protein
Exons: 4
Coding region: 176-913 (245 amino acids)
Source: RefSeq, a predicted model, not a curated record